CGUGGCAAACCCGUAAAUUACGGAUCUUACGAGGCGUUGAUGCCGACCACUCCGACCCCGACUUCGUCUGGGCUUAGGAUUUCAAAAUCUGGAAGCAGAUCUGCUAAGCAGAAAACCUGUGCAAUUUGUUUGGGCGUCAUGAAAGCAGGCCAGGGACAUGCUCUCUUCACUGCUGAGUGCUCACACACCUUCCACUUCCACUGCAUUACCUCAAAUGUAAAGCAUGGCAACCGAGUCUGCCCCAUUUGCAGAGCUAAAUGGAAGGAAGUACCUCUUCAAGGUCCUCAAAUCCCAGAGGUUCCACAUGGAAGAUCCAGAGUCAACCCAGUUAGUUGGACCCAGGAUGAUGGAUACAUGAAUCUCCUUCGUCGUGUCCCUCGAUCUGUCUCUUCAAAUCGACAGCAUCAGCUGUCACACAUCUUCAAUGCAUCAGAACCAAGUACUUUCGAUGACGACGAGCCUGUGGACUUGCAAACUGAGACUGUUAGAGAUAGUACCCAACAAAGAUUCGUCAAAACACUUGAAAUCAAGAUGAUUCCAGAAUUCUCAGCCAUUCCUAAAUCUGCUUGUACAGAUAACUUCAGCGUGCUUGUCCACCUGAAGGCCCCACAAGCUGGCACUGAGACUAUCUCUAGCAGAACUCUGCAUUCAAAUAAUACAAGCUCACGUGCUCCUGUAGAUCUGAUCACUGUUCUUGAUAUUAGCGGCAGUAUGGCUGGUACCAAGCUUGCUCUUCUGAAGCGAGCAAUGGGUUUUGUUAUCCAAAACCUUGGGCCGUCUGAUCGGCUUUCAGUUAUUGCCUUCUCAUCAACUGCACGCCGGCUCUUCCAUCUCCGUAGGAUGUCUGAAGCUGGUCGGCAGCAAGCCUUGCAAGCAGUCAAUUCGUUGGUAGCCAGCGGUGGUACCAACAUCGCCGAGGGCCUCAGAAAGGGUGCAAGGGUGAUUGAGGAGAGAAAAGUUAAGAAUCCAGUAUGCAGCAUAAUCCUUCUCUCUGAUGGGCAGGACACAUACACUGUCUCAUCCAGCAAUGGUGGAGCUCACGGCUCAACACCAGACUAUAGUUCUCUUGUGCCACCAUCGAUCCAAAGUGGCAGCAGCACUGGCCAUCACAUACCAGUUCAUUCUUUUGGUUUUGGUGCAGAUCAUGACUCUGUUUCUAUGCAUUCGAUCUCUGAGUCUUCUGGUGGGACCUUUUCCUUCAUCGAGGCUGAGGGUGUUAUCCAGGAUGCCUUUGCACAGUGCAUCGGUGGCCUCCUCAGUGUUGUGGUGCAAGAACUUGAGGUCAAUGUCGAGUCUGUGCUUCCUGGAGUCCAAAUUGCCCCCAUCAAAUCAGGCAGUUACGCUAGUCAAGUCGCAGAGAAUGGGCGUUCAGGGUCGAUCAAUGUGGGAGAUUUGUAUGCUGAUGAAGAUAGAGAUUUCUUAGUCUCUGUCAAUGUCCCGUCUGUUUCCACCGAGGAUGUUGUGUUGCUGAAGGUAAAUUGUGCGUAUAAAGACCCGAUUUCAAAAGAAACAGUUUGUGUGGAAGGCGAAGAGCUAAGAAUCCAAAGGCCAGAGAUUGUCAGAACAAUAACUAUGUCUAUUGAGGUGGACAGGGAAAGAAAUAGAAUCAAGGCGGCAGAGGCCAUGGCUGAAGCAAGAGCUGCAGCUGAGCAGGGCUUGCUCUCCCAGGCAGUUUCAACACUAGAAUAUUGUAGGAGGAUACUGUCAGAGUCCUUGGCAGGAAAGUCUAAUGACCGCCUAUGUGUAGCUCUAGAUGCAGAGAUGAGAGAGAUGCAGGAGAGGAUGGCGAGCAGGCAAAGAUACGAAGCUUCUGGAAGAGCUUAUGUGCUUUCAGGGCUAAGCUCUCAUUCAUGGCAGAGAGCAACUGCUCGUGGGGAUUCAACGGACAGUGCGAGCCUUGUUCAUGCUUAUCAAACUCCAUCGAUACUGUCUCCUUCAGCGUUUAGGUCGCCCAAUCCAGUCCUAAGGCCAACUAAGUCGUUCUCUUCUCCGGUUGUGGAGCCGAGGUAA
This is a messenger RNA of Asparagus officinalis (garden asparagus), 2010 nucleotides long. RefSeq lists its product as uncharacterized. The record is from RefSeq and is a predicted model, not a curated record. Lineage: Eukaryota; Viridiplantae; Streptophyta; Magnoliopsida; Asparagales; Asparagaceae. Bases 40 to 2010 code for a protein of 656 amino acids. The transcript has 2 exons.